AUGCCUACCUUCUCCAAGUUCCUAAAUGGUUCCAGAGGAUGUCAACAAGUGCUUGAUUCUGACGGAUAUAUCUACACCAGGAAGAAAUCUGAUGACAGCGUCCUCUCCUCUGCUUGGCGUUGCCAGAAGAACAAAACAACGCUCAAGAGGAAGGCUGCAGAACAACCCCUGUCGAGACUCAGAGAUAUCAUUAACCGCAGUGCUGACACACUCGUCGAAGAGGUAAACAACACAGACGACGCCCGGAGAUACUUUGGAGCCUCUAAGAUACUCGCCAAAGGAUAUGUUAGACCAGCUCUAACCGUCCACAACCCUGCUGGGAAUAUCGCAGGUACUAAUGAGGAGAAAGCGAGGAUUAUUAAGGAGUACUUUGAAGCUGAGUUCAACGACGCUGAUGAGCCUACCCUUCCUGCCUUCCUUGACCCCCCAUCUAGCCUUAACAGUCCCAUCACCGUUACAGAGAUAGAGAGAGCCAUCAGUAAACUCAAGUCUGGUAAAGCAGUGGGUAUUGAUAAAGUUCCUGGCGAGGUCAUGAAAGCCCUGAACAAUCCCCUCCUUCAUGAAGAGCUGGCUAAUGUGUUCAACGAAAAGAUCCUGUCACUGAUAGUGCUAAACAGAAUAGAGAGAGCUGUGGACAACUUCACCGGACCGUUCCAAGCUGCCUACAAAGCUGGCAGGAGCUGUGCCGACCUAGUUUGGGCACAGAGCAUGCUCAUAUCUGUAGUAAUGAAGAAGGAGUUUGAAUGGAACAAAGUGAGUAUUGACAUGUCAGCUGCCUUCAAUACCAUCCGCAGAGGUACAACAAUCAGACUACUAGAAGCUGAAGGAUGCUCCAGAGACGACCUGAGGCUUGUACAAUACCUCAUGGCUAACACCACUCUAGUAGUCAGAGUGUGUUCUACUGACUCAGAGAUGUUCUCUUUCAACAUAGGAGCCUCCCAAGGAGACAUCACAGCUGGUAAAUUGUUUACCCUCAAUCUAGCUGGAGCUGUAGUGCACAUAAGAGCAGUCCUCCCCUCAAGACCCAACCCUCCGAUAGCCGAUAACCACAUGCCUCUUGAGUCCGGCUAUUCAGACGGUUUAGAGGAGAUUGGUGAAGAUAUGGAGGAGUUACAGGAUAUCUUUCAGAUCUCCAAGAAUAUUCUCAGUGAAUGGAGUCUCUUUGUCAAUGACACAAAGACAAAGUUUACCAGAGUGUAUUUAGAAGAAGUUGGUGCCUGUGACGAGUGGGAUAAUGAACUAAGAGGAAAAGAGGAGUGGAGAAACGAGACGCUUCUUGGUACUAAGCUUGGAUCAGAGCAGGAUGUUACUAAUAGAAUAAAUAAAGCUAACUCUGCCUUCUGGUCAUUUGACAAGCUGUGGUGCCAGGGAUCAGAGAGGAGUCAGAUAACUGAGAAGAGAAAGAUCAAACUCUACGACUCACUAGUAGUAUCAGUGCUCCUGUACAACUGCUGCUGCUGGGCCGUACCUCAGCAUGUUCUAGAGUCUGUAGAUGUUCUUCAGAGGAAGCACCUCAAGCGCAUCCUACACAUAUAUUGGCCUAGCUCAAUAUCUAACAAGGCCCUCUACGCUCUACGAGACAGACUGGUAUCAGCGCAGCCUAAUUAUCAGAAGGAUCAGUUCAAACAGCAACAGAAAGAGCUCGACUCUGUCCAGCAAACUGUACAAACUGAGAUGAAAAAACUUGGUGUGACAUCGUCAAGGAGAACUGUGGAAGGGCUGUGA
This is a messenger RNA of Bolinopsis microptera, 1725 nucleotides long. RefSeq lists its product as uncharacterized. Lineage: Eukaryota; Metazoa; Ctenophora; Tentaculata; Lobata; Bolinopsidae. The record is from RefSeq and is a predicted model, not a curated record. The coding region runs from base 1 to 1725 and encodes 574 amino acids. The transcript has 4 exons.